Molecule: messenger RNA, 3032 nt
Organism: Gryllus bimaculatus (two-spotted cricket)
Lineage: Eukaryota; Metazoa; Arthropoda; Insecta; Orthoptera; Gryllidae
Source: the annotation of a GenBank genome assembly
AUGGAAUGUGAACCCUGGCCCCCAGUCGUGGAAAACUACGAGUCGGCCGCGGAUGGAACGAUAGGCAAACGAGCGCCCUCGCAGAUGCUCUUCCUUCGACGGGCCGCGUCCUCGAUCGACCAUCUUCCGCACGGGCUGCCCUGGGUCGGCGCCGCGCGCAGCCGACAGACGGUCGCCGCGGCGGCGAAGGCGGCGAGCGGCGCGCAUGCCGAUGCAAAGAGGGACGCCGCCCCCGCCGAUUGCAUCGCAGGCACGUCGCAGUGCGGUCGAAGCGGGGCGGCGCGGAAUGGAGCGAGCGGGCGCGUGGGUGGCGGGGCGGAGCGGGGUGGAGAGGGGCGGGGCGGAGUGGAGCGGAGCGAGCGGGCUGUCGCUCUUAUGCUGGCAGGCGUGUUUGCAGUGUGCACCGGUAUUCUUAUUUUGACUCUGGAUCCUUACACGCUCGUCUUCAAUGCGAAAGUGCAACUCAAUGAUGGUGGAGAGGCGUUCGAGUUGUGGCGCAAACCUCCUGUCGAUCUCUACCUCAAGGUGUGGCUGUUCAAUGUCACCAAUGCUGACGCUUUUAUGAAUGGAGAAGACGAAAAACUACACUUUGAGGAAGUCGGACCCUACAUAUACAGAGAAUUGUUGGAGCAUGCUGAUGUACAUUUCAAUGAUAACAACACUCUCACAGCGCAUCCAAAGCACCCUCUGGUUUGGGCUGAAGAUUUAAAUACCCAUCGUGAGGAUGACUUGCUGAUUCUUCCGAAUAUUGCGUUAUUGAGUAUUGCCAGUGUUAUAAAAGAUGCAUCAUACUUCACGAGGUUGGGUCUCAAUCUAUUGAUAAAGCAGACAGAUUCUCAGCCACUGGUGCAGAUGACUGCCCGAGAAUUCAUGUUCGGAUACGAAACAUCGCUGACAACUCUUGGAAAUAAAGUUUUGCCCUCGUGGAUAUUCUUCGACAAAAUCGGCCUCAUCGACCGUAUGUACGACUUUACGGGUGAUACGAUGACAGUGCACACUGGCGUUGACGAUGUCCGCAAAUCGGGCCUCAUUGACAGAUAUAGAGGCCUGCAUUACAUCCCUGACUGGCCAGAAAAUUGUAGUAUCGCUGAAGGAGCCAGCGACGGCAGUAAAUUCGCCUCGCUGAUCACACCGAACGAUCAGCUAGUCAUGUACCGUAAAUCGCUGUGUCGUGCUAUGCCUAUGCAAAUGAUUGAUGAGACUACGAAGGGAGGCUUGCCUGCAUAUGUCUACACCUGGAAAGAUGGCAUACUAGACAAUGGUCUCAGAGAUCCCCAUAACAAAUGUUUCUGUCGGCACAACAGAUGCCUUCCAGAAGGAAUUAUGGAUGUUGAAGAAUGCUACUAUGGUUUUCCUAUUGUUUUGUCAUACCCUCAUUUCUAUCUUGCUGAUCCAGCAGUCAGAAAUAUGACAGUAGGAAGCUUCCCAGAUAAGGAGAAACAUGAAACAAGAUUUUUCAUUGAACCUAGAUCUGGGCUCCCACUCCAAACUAAUGUUCGUAUGCAGAUCAACAUGGCUUUAGGAGAUGUCAGCCGCAUCCAUCGAGUGCCACGUUUCAGUAAUUUAAUAUUCCCUAUGCUCUGGUUGGAAAUAACUGUUGAAAGAUUACCACCAUUUCUUCAAAAUAAAUUCUUCUUUUAUCUUGAAAUUGCUCCCAUAAUGCUAAAAUUUAUUCUCUACGCUUCUCUUAUUGGUGGACCACUGUUGUUAAUAGGAAGCAUACUUCGUGUGUAUUGGAAUUCCUUUUUCAAAAAGGAAAUAAAAGAAGAUUAUAGCACAGACAUGGAAUUCUCUCAGAAACACAUGAACAUAAUUCGAGCAGAUAGGCGGUCCAGUCUAAAAGCAAAGGAAAUGGAUGUUUACUUUACUUCACUGCUGAUGAGCCCUUCCAUUGAUGAAGAGAAUAGCACAUCGAAAGACAAUGAUACUGUUUGAUAUUUUGAUUAUACAAACUUAAAGAUACACAAUCCCUUGUGUUGCAGAUGUGUGUGCCAGCAAAAGGAGUGUGAAAUCAAGACUGAAUACCUGCAAGAAACUAUUUGAUUUCACUUGUGAGAAAGUUUUACUGCCUAUUUUAGAAAGUGUAAAUAUACAAAGAGUAAAUGCUACAACUUAUAUUCAGUUAUACUGAAUCAAAAAGUAGAACUGCAUUUCAUAAUAUCUCUGAAUGAAAGACUACAUUAUUUAUUUGUGCAUUUGAUAUUUUCGAAAAUCAAUGCAUAUUUCAUUAUUUUCUCUUACGUUAAAAAGGAUUAAGUAUGACUGAAUAUAUUUUAAUUUAUUUUAGAAACACCACUAAUAACAAUAUAUUCUUCUUCAGAUACAUUGCUCAACUUUAGUGUUUAGAAUAGUUACCAUUUAUAUAUUGCUGAGCUUUAAUAGCCUUUAUAUAAGAUGAAAACUGAUUAUAAGUAUAUGAGAAUUAUGUUUAACUGUAACCAAAUAUGAAGAAAUAAUCUGGGUAUCGACGGGUAGAGGUUCCUAGUAUCCUUUUAUUGUAUUUAUUUUACUUAGGCAAAGAAUUUGCCCCCCUCUCAAUCUGCUCUGCCACUCGAUCCCUCUCAGAAGCCCAUGAAGAUAAAGUGACAUAGUAAUUGAAGCCAUUAGUUCUUUAGUUAGAUAAAAGAACUUUUAGCGUCUACUGAGAGAAAAUUAUAGAUGACAUUCUUACCUUCUCAGUACAAGUGCUAUUGUCAAUCUAUAUUAAAAGAUGAACGUGGUUUGUUAAUGUUUUGAGACAUUGUUGUGAUUUAUUUAAUAAUAAAAUCUGAAAAAUAUUGGAUUUUUAACAUGCUAUGUUAAUGUAAAGUUGGAUAUUAAAAUGCUUUCGUGUAAGGAAAAUGUACAGGUUAUUUUGAGAGGAUUGUGAAAUUGUAUUUUAGUGGUUGUGUAUUUUUAUGUGAAAUCAUUUUCUAUUAUGUUAAAAAGCAUGUUGAGAAUUCGAAAUAAAAAAUUAAGAAUUAUUGUUAAAUGGAUUUGAAAUAGAGAGAAUGUUGCUGAUUUAUCCAGUUUUAAUGGGUAAUAAACAUGUG